UGUUUGUGGGAGAGAGACACACAGACUAUCUACAAAACUAAACUCUCUCUACAAUUUUUUAUUCAACCCACUUUCUCUCUGACUGAUAUUUGUAUGGCCGCUAAUUUGCAGCGCAAUCGUGGACUUGCGAAUUUGGGGAAACGAUUAGCUCGCCACAUCCGCUCUCGCGAUUCACUCGCCAUUUCUCUGCUCCAUAGCAGGAGUGUGCAAGCUUCAGCCUACGAAAAGAACCCGGAGGAGAAUGUGAACUCGACUCUGGUCCCAGACCACGUGAUCCCACCUCAGUUGGACGUGUACUGGGCUCCUCACCCGAAGACAGGGGUGUUCGGGCCUGCAACGGAUGAGAACCCUGGGGCUGAAGGAAGCACUGACGGGGGCUCGGUGUUGGAGGAGAAGGCGUUCUUCCGCCCUCUCGAGGACUUGGAAAAGCCUCCGAUCCAGCCUUGAGUCGCGUAACUAGGUUUUAUCUGCAUCUGUAAUGAAUAAUAAACCUGUAUGUUUGUACCCUAAAGUGCAGAAUAUGAUACUGCUAUGUUGCGAGAAUGGGUUUAAGUUUUUGAUAAUGAUGGGAACAGUUUGGAUGCUGCGAUA
Molecule: messenger RNA, 591 nt
Organism: Salvia splendens (bonfire salvia)
Lineage: Eukaryota; Viridiplantae; Streptophyta; Magnoliopsida; Lamiales; Lamiaceae
Product: late embryogenesis abundant protein At5g17165
Exons: 2
Coding region: 94-447 (117 amino acids)
Source: RefSeq, a predicted model, not a curated record